Molecule: messenger RNA, 1099 nt
Organism: Verruconis gallopava
Lineage: Eukaryota; Fungi; Ascomycota; Dothideomycetes; Venturiales; Sympoventuriaceae
Exons: 1
Coding region: 33-956 (307 amino acids)
Biological process (GO): regulation of translational initiation
Cellular component (GO): cytoplasm
Source: RefSeq, a predicted model, not a curated record
GUCAUGACUUCGAAGAGGCCGCACACUCCUCAAUGCCUCCAAAGCGGCCGGUACCUUCAGAUGAUAGCGUUGUAACUCCCGCGAAAGUCUUCAUAUCAGAAUCGAUUCACGAUCGUAAAUCCGUCUUUGUGGGCUACUUCGCGCCUGAUCAUGUAACACCAAAGGACCUUCAGGCUCGUGAUGAUGUGAAAUCUGCUUCUCACAGGGUAGUGGCAUGGCGUCUCCCGUCGAAUCAAAAGACGCUCUUUUCGAGCUCACGGCCUAUCUUCAAAUCGGGCCAUGAUGACGACGGGGAGCAAUGGGCCGGUCGGAAGAUCGAGAACCUGAUGGAACAGCUGGAUAUUCAGGGGGUAAUUAUGGUUGCGAGGUGGUAUGGUGGUGCGCUUCUCGGCCCCGUUCGAUUCAAGCAUAUCGAAGACGUUGCUAGGGGUGCUGUGGAUGCAUGGCGUAGUGAAAUAAACGGCGGCCCCCUAAAAAAGUCAAGACUCGACAGCGAAGCCGGUGCGGCUGUGGGAGCGACAGCCUCAAACCAAACUAUGAGACCAGAGGAGCUUCAACGGCGUAAGAAGGAAAUCAUUGAGACCCUGCGGCGUAGAGAUGAGAGCAUUGUCACCCUACGACAGCUCCUGGAAGAGAAGAGGGGAGUGAACAAGCCCAAGUCAUCAGCAGGCAGAGGUAAUGCUUCGCCGAGUACAUCUGUGAAUUACGAAUCCAUGCCGUACAACAGACUUCAUGCGCUGGAGAACGCACGCGACAUGACAAUCGGUUUCCUGCUCAAGGAGAUUGACAAGGCUGAAGCUGAAGCUAAAAUUCGAAAGGAGGAAGAAACUCAGAAGCAGGAACAAACAGAAGCAGCUCUGAGGGCUGAAGAAAAAGAGGAGCUUGAGCUGGACGAAGCGUGGGCGGAGAUGGAAAGUGCAUUAAAUGCAGUCAACGCUUCGAAACACGACACAUAAGUUUACGAAUAUUGCAUUGACAUGGAUCAUGUCAUCGGCUCAUCUAGUCAAGUCAAUUGACAUGAUUCAAUGAUUGUUUGACCAGAGCAUUGAAGUGAUCCCUGCGGACAGAACUCUCAGCUUUGUAUUCGUGGUUUUUCUCG